Messenger RNA from Fusarium mangiferae, 447 nucleotides. RefSeq lists its product as uncharacterized. The transcript has 2 exons. Lineage: Eukaryota; Fungi; Ascomycota; Sordariomycetes; Hypocreales; Nectriaceae. Bases 1 to 447 code for a protein of 148 amino acids. The record is from RefSeq and is a predicted model, not a curated record.
AUGGCUCAGAACGCCCCCGAGAACUACGUACCACUCUAUGCUACCCAGGACGAAUGGCAGGACAAAGAGCUUCAACAAUUUGCGAUUGACUUCUAUCGUAUCUCGGACAAUCCUGAGGAGAAUCAGCGUUGGGUAGACUCUUUCACGGAAGACGCAAGCGUGCAGAUUGGCGCUGACAAGGCGCGUGGCUCAAAAGAUCUGAUCGAAUUCCGAAGUCGGAUGUGGAAGCACAUCAAAGAGCGCAAACACACGGUUCUCAAAGUCUUCCCUGGGCGAUUCUCAGACUCAAACGAGUGCAUGAUUCUGGGAGAUGUCAGCGUUACCACGACAGAUGGGCGGCUCAAAGAGGCUGCUUGGUCGGCACAUGCGGUCGUCAGGAAGGUUGAUGGAAAGUGGAAGUUCAGCCAAUAUCGCGUCUGGCUGCAGACUGAUGGACAUCUGCUGUGA